AUGGCGAUUUAUUUGCAAAGCUGUUUGGAUUCUGCUGCUGCUCUGUUUGGGUGUUUAGCUACUUCCACGAAGACCAUUCUUGCUGAGUCUCUUCUUCAUGGUUACAAAUUUCACAGCAUAAACACAGUAUACUACAUGUCUCCUUUCGCCACCAUGAUUCUCGGGAUACCGGCACUAUUACUGGAAGGCAACGGGAUUAUGAGUUGGUUUGAAGCACACCCCGUCUCCCUGGUUGCGGUGGCUGUAUUGGUGUCAUGGUUGAUAUUCCGUAAUCCGAUAUCGUGUAUGAAUGCUGUUGGACGUGGGAUCACGCUUCUGGGAUGCACAUUCUAUGGAUACGUGAGGCAAAGUCCUAGGACUCCUCGCACACCAAGAACCAAGAUGGAGUUGCUUCCUCUUGUUAAUAACGAUAAACUCGAAGGCAAAGUCUGA
Molecule: messenger RNA, 432 nt
Organism: Brassica napus (rape)
Lineage: Eukaryota; Viridiplantae; Streptophyta; Magnoliopsida; Brassicales; Brassicaceae
Product: UDP-galactose transporter 1-like
Exons: 3
Coding region: 1-432 (143 amino acids)
Cellular component (GO): Golgi apparatus
Molecular function (GO): antiporter activity
Source: RefSeq, a predicted model, not a curated record